Paramuricea clavata is the source of this 295-nucleotide messenger RNA. The record is from the annotation of a GenBank genome assembly. NCBI's taxonomy places the organism in Eukaryota, Metazoa, Cnidaria, Anthozoa, Malacalcyonacea, Plexauridae.
UGAGAUAUUCGAGAAACAUCUCAACCAAGAGCUCGUGGGACUGGAAGGAGUGAAGUGUAUUGCAGAUUAUAUCCUUGUUUACGGUACCAACGAGAAAGAUCAUGACCAAAACUUCGAGAGGCUACUGGAACGGUGUAAAGAGAAGAGCAUUAAGUUGACCAAGGGUAAAUUGGAGUUCAAGUGUGAAGAUAUCUCACUCCAUGGUCAUCUUCUCACCAAUGAAGAUUUGAAAGUCGACCCAGGUAAAGUGAAGGCGAUUAUGGAGAUGCCUCUCCUGAAGAAAUCUUAUGUUUGA